AUGAAGAAGGAUUACAAACUAGUAGAUUCUGAGAUUGACUCAGCAGAACUAGUAGAUCCUGAUGGAGAGUGGAUUCAGAAGAGAAACUACGAACUAGUUGAUCCUUCUGAAGAUGUUGACUCAGCAGAACUGGUAGAUCCUUCUGAAGAUGUUGACUCAGCAGAACUAGUAGAUCCUGAUGGAGAAGUGGAUUCAGGAGAACUAGUAGAUCCUUCUGAAGAUGUUGACUCAGCAGAACUAGGAGAUCCUUCUGAAGAUGUUGACUCAGCAGAACUAGUAGAUCCUUCUGAAGAUGUUGACUCAGCAGAACUAGUAGAUCCUGAUGAAGAAGUGGAUUCAGGAGAACUAGUUGAUCCUUCUGAAGAUGUUGACUCAUGA
Molecule: messenger RNA, 378 nt
Organism: Macrobrachium nipponense
Lineage: Eukaryota; Metazoa; Arthropoda; Malacostraca; Decapoda; Palaemonidae
Exons: 2
Coding region: 1-378 (125 amino acids)
Source: RefSeq, a predicted model, not a curated record